AUCUCAUACCAGCCCUCAUUCCGCACAUUCCAGGCUUCCUCCUUUCAAACUCCAGGCCAGGGGGCGGGCAGGGCCCGAGCUCCCGGCUCCCGCCGCCCGCGGCCGCGUCCCCCAGUGUGCUGAGGACUUAGAGAAAGACAACCAUCCCCACCCUCGUGGAGUCUGACGUAUGGUGGAGGCCGAUCAUUCAUGGGAGAUGGAGGGGUCAGAUAUGUAAAGCACGGGGACCUGUUGGAGCUCAGAGGUCCAACGGGCGCUCCUCCAAGCGGAGCCUUGGAGGGCAAGGCCGGCACCAUUACCUCCAACGAGUGGAGCCCUCCUAACUCCCCUGAGGGGAGCAACGUCUCUGGGGGCAGCCAGGCAUUGGACAAGCCCAUCGACAAUGAUGCGGAGGGUGUAUGGAGUCCGGACAUCGAGCAGAGCUUCCAGGAGGCCCUGGCCAUCUACCCGCCUUGCGGCCGCCGCAAAAUCAUCCUCUCGGAUGAGGGCAAGAUGUACGGUCGGAAUGAGCUGAUUGCCCGCUACAUCAAGCUCCGGACAGGCAAGACCCGCACCAGGAAGCAGGUCUCCAGCCACAUCCAGGUGCUGGCCCGUCGAAAAGCCCGUGAGAUCCAGGCCAAGCUAAAGGACCAGGCAGCUAAGGACAAGGCCCUGCAGAGCAUGGCUCCCAUGUCGCCCGCCCAGGCCAUCUCCGCCACAGCCUUCCACAGUAAAAUGGCCCUCGCCCGGGGCCCAGGCCACCCAGCAGUCUCAGGGUUUUGGCAAGGAGCUUUGCCGGGCCAAGCUGGAACAUCCCAUGAUGUGAAACCUUUCUCUCAACAAACCUACGCUGUCCAGCCUUCGCUGCCUCUGCCAGAGGCUGAGGUGUGGACCCGUCCCCAUGUGCCUUUCCUGCUGCAUGCAGGGUUUGAGUCUCCUGCAGGACCCGCCCCAUCGCCCUCAGCGCCCCCGGCACCCCCAUGGCAGGGCCGCAGUGUGGCCAGCUCCAAGCUCUGGAUGUUGGAGUUCUCUGCCUUCCUGGAGCAGCAGCAGGACCCUGAUACGUAUAACAAGCACCUGUUUGUACACAUUGGCCAGUCAAGCCCAAGCUACAGUGACCCCUACCUCGAAGCCGUGGACAUCCGCCAGAUCUAUGACAAAUUCCCAGAGAAAAAGGGGGGACUCAAGGAGCUCUUUGAACGGGGACCUUCCAAUGCCUUUUUUCUUGUGAAAUUCUGGGCAGACCUCAACACCAACAUCGAGGAUGAAGGCAGCUCCUUCUACGGAGUCUCCAGCCAAUAUGAGAGUCCGGAGAACAUGAUAAUCACUUGUUCCACCAAGGUCUGCUCCUUCGGCAAGCAGGUGGUAGAGAAAGUGGAGACCGAGUAUGCCCGCUAUGAGAAUGGCCACUACUCAUACCGCAUUCAUCGGUCCCCACUCUGCGAGUACAUGAUCAAUUUCAUCCAUAAGCUGAAGCACCUGCCCGAGAAAUACAUGAUGAACAGCGUGCUGGAGAACUUCACCAUCCUGCAGGUGGUCACCAACAGAGACACGCAAGAGACCUUGCUGUGCGUUGCUUAUGUCUUUGAGGUGUCAGCCAGCGAGCACGGGGCUCAGCACCAUAUCUACCGGCUGGUGAAAGAAUAAGAGACUCAGGGAGCAGGGAGGGGGGAAGUGACAUCGUGUGUGCAGGGACAUGGGGAGGGGAUCUGUGGGGGCGGCCCCUGAAGUGCCAGGAGAGCUGAGAGGUCAUGACUCUUCCUAUCCAGGAACAAACUGUGCCUGAACCUGCAAUGCCCAAUCCCAAAUAAACCCAAGAUGGUGUGUAUUUUCAGAGGACCUGAUCUGGCUGUAUGAGCCUCGGGAGGGACUGUGGGAGAAGGGGAACCGACUGGGAAGCAGCCAGAAGCAGUUCCCGAAAUCCCCAGUGGACUCAGCCAGGAACGUCGCCAGAUGCUGAAGCUCAAGAUAGGAUGGCUUCUCUGCUGCUAUCGAGUCCUGCACUGUGCUGCUGGCCACCCUGGGAGGCCCGAGGAUAGGCUCGCGGGUUCUCUGUUCCUCCUCUGCUGUCAUCGAGCCCUGCACUGUGCUGCUGGUCACCCUGGGAGGCCUGAGGAUAGGCUUGUGGGUUCUGUGCAUAUCCAUGUGUGCACGUGCGGGACUUGUGCACGGCCCUGGCCACCUCUGUUGCCCCUUCCCCAGCACAGUUAGCAGGGAGGCUUGGUCCAGCCCGGGGGUCGGAUUUGGGGUGUGGAGGUAACAGUUGUUGGAAAGGUUGGAAGGGGACACAGCCAGAGCUCUCUAGAUAGUUUCUAUCCGUCCAUCCCCAGUGGGCAUAGAUUCCAUGGUCAUGCUGGCUGCUUCGGAGUAGCUGUCGCAGAUCAUAGGAGCUUGAGACAGGGAGGGUGAGAGGGGUGGCAUGGAAGCCAGCCUGCAGAGUUUAGGUGGUGAGGCUGGUAUCACACAGCAUCCUUUGUGGGGGGUGAAGGCCAAGAAAAUGGGUCAGAGGUCUGCAGUGCACCAGUGGUCUCUGAGACCACACAGUUCUGAUGAUCUGUGAGUCCUCCCUGGGCUCCCCUCCACCCCCAGCCGGGGUGCCUGCUGGGUGGUGACUGCCUCGGAGUCAGUCCAGACUGUCCACUCCCUCCCCAGACAGUAGUAGUUUCUGUACUCCCUGUGGGUGGAGGAGGGGGGUGAAACCCUCUCUGGGCCUUGAGGGAACCAGUGAAGGGUUCCCUGGUUCAUCUCUUUUGAGAAGUGCAUGGGCUUAGGGUUUUGGUGGUCCUGGCUUCAGUCCUGGUAUUUUUUAGCUGUCUGACCUUGGGCAAAUUUCUCUACCUGUCUGAGCCUUAGUGUCCUUUGCUCUCUCUAAAAGGGAAGGCAAUAGUACCUACCUUAGAAGGCCUUAGUGAGAAAGAGAGCUAAUGUCUAUAAAAGUGCCUGGUGCAAGAUGCACUAAUUAAGUGUUGUUAAUUAGUUUAUCCCUCCCUUCCUUCAGGGGAGCCUGGGCCUGGCUCUUUGCUGCCAUCUAGUGGCCCUCUGUUAUCAUCCACAGCAGGAACCACAAUUCCAGCAACCUGGAGCAGAAGGGGAAGAAGAUUCAACCUACCAGUGUUUACUUUGUGUCCAGCACUCAGGGAGAUAUAUUAUGGGAAUACAAAAGUGAGUAAAAUAGCAUUUAGGAGGUGUUAUGGUGGUUAGGAUCAAGGGCUCAAGUCAAACAGCUAGGAUUGGAAUCCUGGCACUCAGCCACUGACUAGCUAUGUGACCUUGGGGGGCAAGUUACUUAAUGUCACUAUGCCUCAGUUUCCCCAUCUGUAAAAUGGGUAUAAUAAGAGUACCUACCUCGUAUACGUAGAGUGCCUAGCAUAGUGCCGAGCACAUAAGUAUGUUUGAUAAAUAUACAUUAUUAUUCAUAGCAGGAGCUCGCAAUCUAAAAAGCCAGAUUGGAUAACUCUUAAGUGGGGUUGGCUGGUCCUCACAGAAACUGGAGUUCAGAGAUGGUAGAGAGCAGGGUGUGGAAGAUCCAGGGAAGAGGUUGCGAUUGAGAGGGGCUGCCCCUUAAAGGGUUUAGAUAAGCAGUGUUUAGAUCAGCAGAUAGGAUGAGGGCUGGCCAGUGCUCCAGAUGGGGAAAAGAAGCUGGCUAUCCAGUUUCCUACCUCACAGGCCAGGACUGCCACUUCUCAUCAAGAAGCAACUUUAAGCAGACGCCUCUGGACGGCUGCUAGACCUCGUGCCAAGUUACAUAACUGCACUCUAUGCGGGGCCGGCUCGCAUCAAAAGAUGUGAUGUGGAGGUGGGGCCUGGGGUCCGGGAGUGUCUGAGCAGACCACGUGUGCUCACGUGUCUGUGGGCGGGUUUGUGUGAGCCUGUCCCACCCCACCCCUAGUCACUGUCACAAGCCUUGCCCUCUCCCCGCAUCUUUCCCCUCAGGCUGUUUGGAUAAGGGGCACCUUAUGCCUACACUUCUAGCUUGACUGUGAACCUCUAGGUAAAUAUGCAGGAAGGAUGUGUGAGCAGCCUCUUGGCCGUGGCACAAAUGCACGAGUCAAGGAGAUGAUCUUUUGUGUUAUGGGUGGAAAGGAGUCAGUGCAGGUGUGGGGGCCAAGUGUUGGCUGUGCAUUUUCCCUUUUCUUUAUGACCUGACCUCAGUAGCUUAAUGGAAAGUCAUGUACUUACAGCUGUAAGUUCCAGGCCAGUCAGCCACAGGAAUGCAGACGUAGGUGCCUUUCCCCUGGUGCAGUGCAGACUGCGGCCAUGGGGGCAAGUGGGAGCCCUGGCCUGGCCCGCCUCUCCUGCUAGGCAUCUCUGACACUGACUGCCCUGCGGCCCGAGGUGGGUGCCCUUCCCUGCCUUUCGGCCUUGGCACCAAAUGUUCCCCUGGCCAGUUGUGCCCUGCCCUUCUCCCACUGGAGAACUGUUACAUUCUUCAGGAGCUGGUGUGCACUCACCCCUUCUCAUGCAGAAGGGUUAACCACACCUGCCCUUAUGCGGCAGAAGCCUUCUAUUCCUGACCCCUUGGACACCUGUGACAUGGUACCAGAACAUAGGCACCCUGUCACCUCUUCUAAUCCUCACCCAGUGGGUAUUGUGCUGUCCCCCUUUGAAAGAUGAGGAAAGGGGCACAGAGAAGUAAACUAACUUGCUUAGAGUAUUAAUGCAUUUUUUUCAUUCAGUUAGCAAAUAUUUACUUAAUUUCUGCUCUGUGCCAGGCACUGGGAACAUAUCACUGACCAAGACAGAUGCGGUCCCUGGGGAGCUUACAUUUCAUUGAGGAGGGAAACAAAGCACAUAACAGGAUGUGCAGACCAUGGCAAGUGCUUUCACGGCAGUGAGGGGAGCUGAGAGUCACUGGGAAAGCCUCUCCCGCCCGGGGAAGGUGAGGGAAGGCAUUCUGAGUAGAGGCAGGGAGGUUUGGGUGCAGGGCAGGUGCAGAGAGGAGGUGUGUGCCAGGUACAGAGAGCAAGAGCUGCACAGGCUAAGGUACGGAGGCAGCAGGGGCUAGAUCCUGGUCGGGCCAGCCGCCCAGACUAGGGUGGGGGCCAGGCAAUCCAACUUCCUCCGCAGCCCAACACCCCCUUCCUUGGCAAGGUCUUUGGGUUUUACUCCUUGUGAAGGGAGAUCCUGGAAGUGUUUGAAACAAGCAGUAAAUAUUUUUGGUCUUUAAUCUUUGCCUUUUUUUU
Molecule: messenger RNA, 5162 nt
Organism: Neofelis nebulosa (Clouded leopard)
Lineage: Eukaryota; Metazoa; Chordata; Mammalia; Carnivora; Felidae
Gene: TEAD4
Product: TEA domain transcription factor 4
Exons: 13
Coding region: 190-1626 (478 amino acids)
Biological process (GO): regulation of transcription by RNA polymerase II; embryonic organ development; hippo signaling
Cellular component (GO): transcription regulator complex
Molecular function (GO): DNA-binding transcription factor activity, RNA polymerase II-specific; RNA polymerase II cis-regulatory region sequence-specific DNA binding
Source: RefSeq, a predicted model, not a curated record